Pistacia vera is the source of this 1285-nucleotide messenger RNA. Its product is annotated as tetraspanin-2-like. Gene Ontology annotation, biological process: auxin-activated signaling pathway. Gene Ontology annotation, cellular component: plasmodesma; plasma membrane. The record is from RefSeq and is a predicted model, not a curated record. The transcript has 2 exons. Lineage: Eukaryota; Viridiplantae; Streptophyta; Magnoliopsida; Sapindales; Anacardiaceae. Bases 134 to 943 code for a protein of 269 amino acids.
AAAUCCGUGUCCAGACCUAGAGGCUAGAGCACAGUGCCCUCAUCCAGUUUCUCACCUACCUUUUCAACUAUAUAAUUCACCAUUUUCACACCACAAACACACACCAACUGGAAAGAAACCCACCACCACUACCAUGGGAGUAGCCAACAACAUAACUGCAGUUCUAAACUUCAUAGCGUUUUUAUGUUCCAUCCCCAUCAUAGCUUCCGGCAUCUGGUUAGCCUCCAAGCCUGACAAUGAGUGCAUCCAUCUCUUUCGCUGGCUGGUUGUCAUCCUCGGUUUCCUCAUCCUCUUCGUCUCCCUCUGUGGCUUCGUUGGAGCCUACUGGUACAAGGAGACUCUUUUGGCCUUCUAUCUCUGCUGCAUGGCCAUACUGAUUGCCCUCCUCCUCAUUCUCCUUGUUUUUGCCUUCGUUGUAACGAGACCUGACGGUAGCUAUGCCGUCCCCGGGAGAGGCUACAGGGAGUACAGGCUUGAUGGGUUCUCCAGAUGGUUGAGGGAUCACGUUGUUGACUCCAAGAAUUGGAACAAGAUUCGAGCUUGUCUCAGUGAAACCGAUGUUUGUCCUAAACUAAACCAAGAAUACAUCACCCCCGAUCAGUUCUUUAGUGCUCAUAUCUCUCCUCUUCAGUCAGGAUGUUGUAAGCCUCCAACGGUUUGUGGUUUCAGUUAUGUGAACCCAACAUUGUGGCUAAACCCAGUGAAUCCAAUGGCUGAUCCAGACUGCUAUUUGUGGAACAAUGACCAAACCCAACUCUGCUACAAUUGCAAUUCCUGCAAAGCCGGUCUGUUGGGGAACCUGAGAAAAGAAUGGAGGAAAGCCAAUAUCAUUCUGAUUGUUGCAGUUGUUGUACUGAUAUGGGUUUAUCUGAUUGCCUGCAGUGCCUUCAAAAAUGCCCAAACUGAAGACCUCUUCCGCAGAUACAAACAGGGUUGGUCUUAAAACGCUUGUCCAAACACAACCCACUUGUCAGUUUGAUGGUUUUUGUCAGUUUUUGUUUCUUAUCCUCUCAAGAAAGAAAGUGUCUUUGUCACUAGUGUAAAUAUAUUUAUAUUCCCUUAUUCUGCUCUAUCUAGAAUGUAUGGACAGACUUUUGGAAUUGAAUUUUCAUAUUGUUAAAACGAGCAGAGAAUCUUAUCAGCUUUUCAACUUUAGAUUCUUCCGUAGAAGAUCAGUGGUCAUUGUGGCUUCUUGGAGUGAAGAAUGCUUUUUACAGAUUAGCAAUUUGUUGCAAACAAUUUGCACCCGCGUGUGCUUGCACACACACAUAAAGAGAGGGGGUGG